GAAAGUUAAAAUUUAGGUUGGAAAGGCUUGGGUUAAGGCUUUGGGCUCUCCAAGGCGCGUGACCUAAAUUUGUUCACCUCUUCUCCCUCUGGGCGCCUGGCCAGUUCCCUGGGGAAGAACAGGGAGGAUUUUGUUAGAAGACCAGAUGUUCUUAACAUCGAGAUAAGGAAUGUGAUGCGUUCCGCCCCUCCGGGACCCCUGGCCAGGGCCCGGUUGGGACGUGACUGCAAGCACGUUCAGCCUGUUUCGCGCCAAAAGUACAGGUAGUUUUACUACCUUUGUCUGGAGAGCUAUAUAAACAGCCCGCCGAGCCCAGGCUGCUGCCGCAGUCUCACGCCCGGGACUGAGCCGUGUAGCCGGAGGGACUGCUGAAAAGACCCGGGCUGUGUUGAGAGCGAUGGACUCGAUCCCUCCACCGUUCCCGCGUUGUUGGCAGAGGGCCUAAGGGUGAUUUCCCGGGUAGAGUCCCUCUUGCGGUCAGAGGGCUCCCCUUUUCUUUGUCUCCUCGAUUCUUACUUUCGUUUUCUGUACGUGUAUAUCCUUCAAGAAAUCUUCUCUGUUGUACUUCUUUAAGGCUGGUGGACGUUCUUUUAGCGGAUCGAGCCAAGUUAAUUAAGAGACCGUGCACAGCAAAGGGCAAUAAAUAAAAUUUGUCCUAACAAAUCGGCGUAGUGGGCAGGAUCCGCUGAGACAACGCAGCCAUGCCUUUCUUUCGUAAGAAAACUAAAAUCGCUUGUGUUCCUUGUGAUAUUCCUGGGUGGGAAGACCCGCAGUUUGCCUCCUUAGCCAGACAAUGGGCUAUGGGAACAGGUUUGAGCGAAAAUUGGAGUGGCAAACUGCAGCAGGCAAAUCCCCUGCAAGUUGUUGAAGUGUUGGGAACUGUUCCGGUAGAAAAAGGAGCAGAACUGACAGCUAUCUCCCGCCGAGGAUGGAUUUUGUUGUCUGCUUAUCGAUGUAUGUGUCAGAAAGUAGAAACUUUAAUACAGGAAAAACUUACUUUAGAAAAAGAAAAUGCAGAAUUACAAAGUAAAUUGGCUAUGUUACAGUGUCAAAAUUUUAUAUUGCGGAACCAAGCUCGUGGAUACCAGUCUGUAGCGGAGAAGGCUGCAGUCCGCUGCGCCCGAUAUAAAUAUAAGAAAAGGCGCGGACGAGUGAACUCCCGAAAAGUACGUGCUGUUAUUGCUACGGCUGGAGUAAACUGGGAUCCUGAUACCUGGGAUGGAGAUAUUUGGGAUGAUACUGAUGAUGAUGAAGUCAAUUGGGAUGAUUUAGAGGAGGAGGCACACAAAUAUGAUCAAGAAAACUAUCCCCCACGAGUACAAUCUGGUCCGCUACAAGCUAAACCCCUUCCGCGGCGACAAGAAAAGGUCAGGGGAGAUCAAAGAGAAUAUACUAUGAUUACUGAAGAUUUUUCCCAGCAAGAAAUUACUGAUAUUUUAACUAAAUUCUCCCAAAAGCCCGGAGAGUCUUUGUUAAGUUGGAUGACUAGAAUAACUGACACUGGAGGUGGAGGAAUUAGUGUGGAUCAUGUAGAUGCUCAUAGCACCUUGAAUUCUGCUGAUCCUUUUCAGAUUGCUUUGCUUCUCAGGAUUGAUGAUUACUGUGCUUAUCUGGACUCCAGGACUUCAACUUCAACGGAAGGGCACACCUAAUACUAUAGUUCAAUGGCAAUUCAGAUGGAAAAAUUCCAACAGAGAUCGCCAACAAGAUUCCUAUGUUUGUCCUGCUAAUAAGUCCUGCUACAUGGUGAAUUUUACUGCUGAAUCCGGUGAUACUAUCACAAUGGGAACUCACUCCAAAUAUAGACUUGUUUUAUUUGGUUCUUCUCCUCUUACUAUAACCAUUAGUUCUCUUGUGAAUAUUACUUGCUGUUUUGUAAAUAUUUCUGCUAGCUCUAUCCAACAAAAGAAUUGGCAAAGUACUGCAGAUGCAGAAAAAUAUUGCAUUAGUAAUCAUAGUGAAGAGAAAUAUACAGAACAUAUGAUGAUUAAUGUUACUCAGUUUAUUGUGUGCACAAAUGUUACUCCAAUUACAAAUAGAAUUACAUGGGCAGAUUUGAUAUGGGUAUCAGUUAGUCACCCUCUUACUAAAAUUCCUCAAAUAGUGCAGAUUCCUCGAACUUGUACAAAUACCUCCAUCCUAGCUUCUAAAAGAAUAAUUCAUUUUAAUUUAACUUUUCCUCCUUUACCUGACUGCCACCGAACCAAACAUGUGUGGUAUGAUACUUUAUUAGGAGGAUUAGGAUCUGGGUUUGGAAUAGCUAAUUCAAUAGAUUUGGAAGUUUUGGCUCAUAGAUUAAAGAAUACUGGAAGAGAUAUAGGAGAAGCCAGGACUAUUAAUGCUCGAUGGUUACCCACUACCAUCUUACCUCAUGAGACUCCUUUAAAUUAUCAAAAAUAUAUGUUACAGAUAUUUAAUGACACCAUUAUAAAACAAUAUAAGUUAAACACUAACACAUCUGCCUUAUUCAAUUGGACCAUCUGUUCCCUGCAGAAUUUAUAUGUUUUGAUACAAAAAGAAAAUGCUCAAAGAAUAUUUACUCAAGGGAAUCCUCGAGUUUGGCGUUCAUUAUUUAGUUUACCUGAAACAGUUUGGGUGAUGACCGAUGUUUCUUUGGCAAAUUGUACUAAUUUAUGGUGUGUAGGUAUCAUUAUGUAUUAUACUCCCAUACAAACUAAGAUUUUGUGUGCUUUCCAUACCCUGCCUAUAAUAAUAGAAGAUCACUUGUUACAUCCUCAAAUAGAAGGUACUCAUAUAGAUAAUGAUAAUGUUACUUAUAAAUUAGAAGAAUGUGUUCCUAUAGAUAGAGGUCCCAUAUGUAAUGGUUUAACCCGAAUAGUAGAGCCAUGUUUAUUAUCUCUUUCCACUAAUGUCUGUCUUCUUACUGUGUAUCCUAUUGCUAAUUAUUCUAUUUUAUGUGGGGUGGAAACCCAACACAUAUGUUUAACAGGCACCAAUGAAUCAGAACUCUCCAACAUGGGACUGCCCUCCCCUUUCUCAGGAUGUCUGCAGCAUCUUGAGUUGCUCCAUUGGAACGGUGCUGUUUAUUAUUUGUUGCCCGAUCUAAUGGAUGAUGUUACUCUUCAGUGGAUACCAAAAUACCUUAGGCCACCUCAAAUAUAUUUAGAUCUUUCUUUAUCUGAAAUACUUCGUAAUUCUGCUGAGUUAAAAGCCCACCUACAAAAGAAUGAAAAGGCUUUAGAAGAACAUAGAAUAGCUACCACAACUGUUAAAAAUAAAUUACUAGAUAUACGAAAUGCAGUUAUACAGGAUGCCAAUCAUAGGUGGUGGGAUUUUCUGUUCACUAGUUCUACUGCUCAACAAUAUUUUUCUGUGAUAUUUACUCCUGUGUUAAUGAUUAUUUUGGCUUUGAUAAUUCCUUAUAUCUGUAAUGGUUGGAUGUAUCAAAAGAUGAAAAAUUAUAUCAGUCAUUUGUAUUUCAAAAACUUCAUGUUAACUACGCCUAUGCCUCAACCCAACCCUAGGACCGAAUGUAAAGAAAGUUAAAAUUUAGAUUGGAAAGGCUUGGGUUAAGGCUUUGGGCUCUCCAAGCCGCGUGACCUAAAUUUGUUCUAGGGCGCCUGGCCAGUUCCCUGGGUAAGAACAGGGAGGAUUUUGUUAGAAGACCAGAUGUUCUUAACAUCGAGAUAAGGAAUGUGAUGCGUUCCGCCCCUCCGGGACCCCUGGCCAGGGCCCGGUUGGGACGUGACUGCAAGCACGUUCAGCCUGUUUCGCGCCAAAAGUACAGGUAGUUUUACUACCUUUGUCUGGAGAGCUAUAUAAACAGCCCGCCGAGCCCAGGCUGCUGCCGCAGUCUCACGCCCGGGACUGAGCCGUGUAGCCGGAGGGACUGCUGAAAAGACCCGGGCUGUGUUGAGAGCGAUGGACUCGAUCCCUCCACCGUUCCCGCGUUGUUGGCAGAGGGCCUAAGGGUGAUUUCCCGGGUAGAGUCCCUCUUGCGGUCAGAGGGCUCCCCUUUUCUUUGUCUCCUCGAUUCUUACUUUCGUUUUCUGUACGUGUAUAUCCUUCAAGAAAUCUUCUCUGUUGUACUUCUUUAAGGCUGGUGGACGUUCUUUUAGCGGAUCGAGCCAAGUUAAUUAAGAGACCGUGCACGGCAAAGGGCAAUAAAUAAAAUUUGUCCUAACAGCUGGGAA
Fukomys damarensis (Damara mole-rat) is the source of this 4154-nucleotide messenger RNA. RefSeq lists its product as uncharacterized. The record is from RefSeq and is a predicted model, not a curated record. NCBI's taxonomy places the organism in Eukaryota, Metazoa, Chordata, Mammalia, Rodentia, Bathyergidae. The transcript has 2 exons. The coding region runs from base 702 to 1652 and encodes 316 amino acids.